Messenger RNA from Austrofundulus limnaeus, 1644 nucleotides. Its product is annotated as solute carrier family 22 member 4-like. Gene Ontology annotation, biological process: transmembrane transport. Gene Ontology annotation, molecular function: transmembrane transporter activity. Gene Ontology annotation, cellular component: membrane. NCBI's taxonomy places the organism in Eukaryota, Metazoa, Chordata, Actinopteri, Cyprinodontiformes, Rivulidae. The record is from RefSeq and is a predicted model, not a curated record. Bases 1 to 1644 code for a protein of 547 amino acids. The transcript is spliced from 11 exons.
AUGAAAGAUUACGCGGAAGCCAUCGCUUUUUUGGGUCAGUGGGGACAUUUCCAGCAAACCGUCUUCUUCCUGCUCUGUGCUAGCAUCCUGCCCAAUGGAUUUGGCGCUUUCGGUCUUGUUUUUUUGACUGGCAUACCAAACCACCACUGCUUUGUUCCAGACAUCAACCUGACAGAAGAUUGGCGUAAAAGUAUUCUACCAGUAACAGUGGUGAAUGGGAAACAGGAAGUGAGCAGGUGCAGCAGAUACAGACUGGAUGUGGUCAGGAAUCUCUCAUAUCAGGGAUAUAUUCCUGGCAGGGACGUCAACCUUACUGACCUUAAACAGGAGGAGUGUUUGGACGGCUGGAGCUACAGCAGAAACAUUUAUCAAUCUACAGUAGUGACUGAGUUUGACUUGGUGUGCAGUGAAAAGUGGAAGCAGCCUUUUACCUCCACAGUUUUCUUUGUUGGAGUUCUUUGYGGAUCGUUCUUCUCAGGACAGCUGUCAGACAGAUAUGGAAGGAAACCUGUUUUAUUUGCAACCCUGGCAGCACAAAUGGUUUUUACAUUUGCAGAAGCCUUCUCCACCUCAUGGAUUGUGUUCACGCUCCUCCUCUUUUUUAAUGGAUUGGGCCAAAUAUCCAAUUUUGUGGCCGCAUUAGUGCUUGGUGCUGAGGUCUUGACUGGCAAUGUGCGUGUCCUUUAUUCAUCUUUUGGAACGUGUUUCAGCUUUGCUAUUGGCUACAUGUUGCUGCCGCUCUUUGCUUACUUUUUAAAGGACUGGAAAUCUCUUCUCAUGGCUCUGUCCCUCCCUUGUCUGGCCUACAUCCCCCUCUGGUGCCUUCUUCCUGAAUCUCCUCGAUGGCUGAUUUCUCAAGGUAGAGUUGAGGAAGCUGAAGCUGUAAUAAGAAAAGCUGCUCAGUGGAACAAAGUUCAGGCUCCAGGGGACAUCUUUGGACAUUACGAUGAAACAAAGCCAAGUAGAAACAACCACAGUGUUUUUGACCUUUUGAAGCACAGCAGCAUCAGAACCACCACACUCCUGCUCUGUUUGGUCAUGUUCACUAUGACUACUGGUUAUUUCAGCCUGUCCUUUAAUGCAGCUCAGCUCCAUUCUGACCCCUACAUCAGCUGUUUCAUCUCAGCUGUAGUAGAAAUCCCAGCAUAUAUUUCCAGCUGGAUAGCUCUGAGGUAUUUUCAACGUCGACUGUCCGUCAUUGGUAUGCUGAUCCUCGGAGCCGUACCGCUGUUCUUUAUUCCACUGAUGCCAGAAUAUCUAUCCAGUGUGUCUCUUACACUGGAGAUGCUGGGUAAGUACGCCUUCACUACCGGGUCRUCCCUUAUGUUCACCUACACCACAGAGCUUUACCCAACAGCACUCAGGAACACAGCAACAGGGACCACGACCACCGUUUCCAGGACAGGAAGUUGCAUCACGCCCUUUCUGUUGAGUCUCAGUGGAUACUUUAAGGCCCUGCCUUACAUCACACUGGGAACUCUGGCUGUUCUGGCUGCAUUUGCUGCUUUUUUYCUUCCUGAAAGUUUUCAACAACCUCUUCCAGAAAGCAUUCAACAAAUGCAUGAAAGGAAACGAAUAAAAUGUCUYCGCCUCACAAGAUCCAAAACCUCAGUUCCUGUUGUCCAACAGGACAGUCCUCUUUGA